AUGCCUUUAAAAAGGACUCCGCCUUCCAUUCAUUUAUCUGAGUCAGAGCCUAACCAAAGUUCAGCUCCUGAUACGGAAAAUGAGAGCUCCAAUAACAUGAACAGUAGACCUCGUGCUCGCAAACGACAACAUGGCGACGAACUGACGACAUUUAUGGUGGAAAUCAGAGGUAGCAUGGAAACUUUAAAAACUCAACAAGAUAUAUUACAAGACAGUGUAAAUGAUAUUCAAAAGCAAAACAAUGAUAUAAGGGAAUCGAUGGAGUUUAUUUCAAGGCAUUAUGAAGAGAUUAAGGACAGGUUAACAAGGAUGGAAAGUGAAAGAAAGGUUCACUUGGCUUAUAUUCAAUCGCUGGAAACUAAGGUGGAGACCCUGGCAAGAGUGCAAAAACAAGCUACUGUGGAAAUACGUAACAUCCCUGUCAAGAAAGGCGAAUCUAAAACAGAUCUUUUAAAUAUUGUUAAAAAGAUUGGCGAUGCUGUGAGCGUGAAGGUGGAAGAAAAUCAUAUUAGGGAUGUUUUUCGUAUGAACACAAAGAAGGGAGAUAGGCCUGUACUAGUAGAUUUUUCUACUGUAAUUCUAAGAGACAAAAUUCUUGCAUCGGUGAAGGAUUAUAAUCGUAAAAAUAAGGAAAAUAAACUUCAUACUGGACAACUUGAAAUGGUCAGUCAAGUACAACCAAUCUUCAUUGGUGAAUCCCUAACUCAGGCAGCGAGAAGAAUCUGUUUCUUGGCAAGGGAGCUUGGCAAAAAGAAUGGUUACGCAUACUGCUGGACUGCUCAUGGUCGAGUCUUUCUACGUAAAAAGGAGGGUUCUCCAGCAAGAUUAAUUAGCAGGGAAACUGAUCUGGACCAUCAGCAGUCUAACCCUGACAUAUGA
Diatraea saccharalis (sugarcane borer) is the source of this 879-nucleotide messenger RNA. The record is from the annotation of a GenBank genome assembly. NCBI's taxonomy places the organism in Eukaryota, Metazoa, Arthropoda, Insecta, Lepidoptera, Crambidae.